This is a messenger RNA of Setaria italica (foxtail millet), 1228 nucleotides long. RefSeq lists its product as uncharacterized. Bases 603 to 935 code for a protein of 110 amino acids. The transcript has 2 exons. The record is from RefSeq and is a predicted model, not a curated record. NCBI's taxonomy places the organism in Eukaryota, Viridiplantae, Streptophyta, Magnoliopsida, Poales, Poaceae.
AGAUCAGGUCGUCGUACAAUAGUGUUGUGUGCUGGUACACCAAAUCCAGGAAACGCGUGGAACAAAUCCUUUUUAUACACAUCCAAGCUUCCUCUGCUGCAGCCCUCUUUCGUCACUGAGCAUCCGAGCUUGACAGACAGUUGAGAGAGACAUCGGCGAUCGAUAUGCAGAAACGCGUGGUGGUGGUAAGCGCGGCGGCGGCCACGCUCGGCCUCGCCGCGGCCGUCCUGGGGUUCGCCGCCGAGUAUUUCAAGCACAAGGCAAGUUCCUUUUCCUUUAAGUUUGCCUUCUUAUUCCCAUCUCAGACCGCCGUCCAACGACGACGACAGGGCUAACUGUUGUUUGUGCCCGAAACCCGAUCGGAUCAGGCUUUCGUGCGGUCCGACACGUCCCGCUGCGAGUACCGGCGCACGCCGGCGCUCGGCUGCGGCAUCGCGGCCGCGCUCCUGUCGCUGACCGGGUUGGCCCUCGUCACCGCCGCGAGCCGCUGCUUCCGCCGCCGCGACGACGCCUUCGCGGCCGCGGCCGAGAGUGAUGAGCGCCGCUGCGUCACGAAGGUGUGCGCGACGCUCGCGUGGUUGCUGGUGGCGGCGGCGGCGGCGAUGUUCCUGUACGGCGCGUCGCGGAACGCGGGACGAGGGAGGCGGGGCUCCUUCACGGCGGUCGAGCGGCAGCCCGGCCGCACCUUCGACUUCGUUUAUCGCUGCCCCGAGCUCAGGGACGGGCUCUUCGUGUCGGCGUCCAUCAACGCCGGCAUCGGCAUCGCGUGCGCCAUCGCGGCCUACGUCGACCUCCACAAGAAGAGGGAACACCAGACGGUCACUCUGGGCGUCGCGAUGGGGCAGCCAUACCCGCCGGCUCCCGUGGCUUACAACCCUGCUCAACCUCCGUAUGGUGGCUACGGCGGCGCCAAGCAACCUGCAGGGACAGCAUGAGCUUGAUGACGCCGGCUCUAGUGUGUGUUUGCUUCAAUUUUCUGCAGAGCCGUAAUUGCUAAUUUACUUUCGAAUUGUGGCUUUGUAGCUUUGAGCGUCUACUUAUCGCCACUUUGUAAGUGUGAUUCAUCACUUGGGUAUGUGCUUGUGUUUUCAAGUUGAUAAGAAGAGGCGUAAAUUUGAGCCAACGACAAAACAAAUACAACAGAUUUCUAGUAACAUAAACUCUUCAACAAAUCAGCCUUUGCACGUGCAAGUUUUCCACGAAUCUGGCUAAUGAUGUUGUGUCUUCU